This is a messenger RNA of Canariomyces notabilis, 2043 nucleotides long. RefSeq names its product glycoside hydrolase family 72 protein. NCBI's taxonomy places the organism in Eukaryota, Fungi, Ascomycota, Sordariomycetes, Sordariales, Chaetomiaceae. The coding region runs from base 268 to 1647 and encodes 459 amino acids. Gene Ontology annotation, cellular component: plasma membrane. The record is from RefSeq and is a predicted model, not a curated record. Gene Ontology annotation, molecular function: 1,3-beta-glucanosyltransferase activity. The transcript is spliced from 4 exons. Gene Ontology annotation, biological process: fungal-type cell wall organization; fungal-type cell wall (1->3)-beta-D-glucan biosynthetic process.
UUUGACCGUUUCGGAAGACAAGCGGCUUCCCGGUUGGGUUGUCUGCACUGUUGGCAAUCUUUAACCUGAAAACAGGACGAACACCCCGUCAAUCGCUCUUCCAGUUUUUUGCUCCUCUUCAUACCUAAGGCCAUUUCGCUCGUUUCAUGGCCAUUUAGACAUUAUACGAUUGCACAGUUUUGCUUUACGGCUCUGACUGUCUUGUCCAUUGCCCCUCGCUCUCGUUUCCGGACACGACUUGGGCAAACCGGCUUCGACCACGCUACCAUGAAAUCCGUUGCUCUGCUAUCGGCGCUUGCGGCCGUGGCCCAGGCCGGACCGACCAAGACGGUCCCGGUUGCUCCACGCCAGGUCUCGGUCGAGCCAAUAACAGCAACAGGCAAUGCCUUCUUCAAGGGAAGCGAGAGGUUCUAUGUCCGCGGUGUUGACUACCAGCCGGGCGGGUCAGCUGCCAACAUUGAUCCCCUCGCGGACCCCGAGAUCUGCCUGAAGGAUCUCGAAAAGUUCAAGAAGCUCGGCAUCAAUACUAUCCGCGUCUACUCCACCGACAACUCGAAGGACCACGAUGAGUGCAUGAACGCGCUAGCCGAGGCCGGCAUCUACGUCUUGCUCGAUGCCAACAACCCCAAGUAUUCGAUCAACCGUGCUGAUCCGCACGGCUCUUACAACGCCGUGUACCUGCAGAGCGUCUUCGCCACGAUUGAUGCCUUUGCCAAGUACACCAACACCAUGGCGUUUUUCUCCGGCAACGAGGUUAUCCACGAUCAUGCGAACACGACCCUCGCGGCCAAAUAUGUAAAGGCAACGGACCGUGACAUGCGGGCCUACAUCAAGGCUCGUGGCUACCGCAAGAUCCUCGUUGGUUACUCUGCCGCCGAUGUCAGCGACAACCGCAUGCAGACUGCCGCUUACUUCAAUUGCGGCGCCGACGAGGAGCGGAGCGACUUCUUUGCCUUUAACGACUAUUCGUGGUGCAGCACCAACUACAUCAGGGCAGGGUGGGACCAGAAGGUCCGCAACUUCACUGGCUAUGGAAUUCCCAUCUUCCUCUCCGAGUAUGGCUGCAACGCGAACAAGCGGGAUUUUGGCGAGCUCGAGUCUCUCAUGCACCAGAACAUGACCCCCGUCUACUCCGGCGGCCUCAUGUACGAGUACUCCAUGGAGGCCAACAAGUUCGGCAUUGUAGAGAUUGAGGGCGGCCAGGCCAACGGUGGCGUCGACCAGACUGGUGAGCGCAAGGAGCUGGACGAGUUCGCAGCGUUCGCCGACGCUCUCGCGAAAUGGACUGCACCCUCCGGUGAUGGCGGCUACACCUCGACCACCAAUUCCGUCCCGUGCCCCACCCAGGAUUCGCACUGGAGCGUUGAUACCACCGCGCUCCCUGCCAUUCCUUCGGGUGCUGUCAAGUAUUUCACCGAGGGCGCCGGCAAAGGACCUGGCCUGAACGGGCCCGGCUCUCAGUGGGCUACCGACCAGGCUUCGACCAGCGAGGGUGGCACCGCCGGUGGUGACGGCACUUCUGCUGGCGCCUCCUCUACGUCGAGCAACGCGGCCAUGCGGGGUUCGGUGCCCGCAUUAGACAAGGGUCCCUUCGUUAUCUCUGGCCUUGUCGCGCUUUUCACGCUUGCAGGUGCCCUAGUGUUGUAAAAGCAGGGUUGUAAUCUGCAUGUAAUGAAGCGUGGGGUAUGGAUUUGAUACUUACACAUAGGAUAAUACCAGCGCUUGCUUUCUCGGGCGAACUGGAAGCUUAGAUUUCAUGGGUUCUUCAUUGACAUCUGUACUUGGUUAUUGCAUGUGGUUCAUAUUCAUAAUAAUAUAACCCGUCUUAAGAUGGUUGGUGUUAUCAUUGUUUUAAGGUCUGUCCCUGUUUCUCUAAAACCCCCCUGUCCUUCUUUAUCAAGGUACCAUCGUCGAGGCACGUUCCUAUAAGGAGGGUCCCUAGGGAGCUAACCAGCGACCCGGGCUUGAUUCUACACCUACACUUCUUGUCACAGUAGGUGUAUACUUAGUAUAUAUGUAAUAAAUAAAACGACUAACCCACCG